AUGUCGGGCCGCACCUGCCCGAAGUGCGGGAGCAAUGUACCUCCGGACUCCCGCUUCUGCUGGAACUGCGGCUUCAAACUGUCAGAUACCCCUGGUCACGAAGCAGCGCUGCAGACCGGUGCCUCGCCAGAUGCCUUUCCGCCUCUUAAUGGCUUCUCUCCCUACACGUCGCCGGCCCCGCCGCUGCCAAUGACGAAGCCGUUGUCCGAAAGCAGGAUUUUGGCAGGUCAGGCAUCGGCAAGUCUGCCUGCAGAGUUGGAGGCCGUGUCGGACGCAUGCAGAGGUGGCCGAAGCCUUUUGCCACUUGCCGUCGUCGGAGAUGUGACAGGAGAUGGUAAGGCAGACGCGCUCUACCCUGUCGAUGCCGAUCGCAAUGGAGUUCCUGACGUUCUGGAGGAGAUUCUUCCUGCUGUCGAAUCUGUCGAAGCUAGAGAGCGACUGUUGACAUGCUGCAGCCGAGGGUACCCUAAACAUCCCUUGAGACAUGAGAUUCGUAGUGUAUGUGCCUUGCGAUAG
This is a messenger RNA of Symbiodinium sp. CCMP2592, 516 nucleotides long. The record is from the annotation of a GenBank genome assembly. Lineage: Eukaryota; Dinophyceae; Suessiales; Symbiodiniaceae.